CUUCGAGAGGUAAACCAAAAUCGACACUAAAAUAUCCAAAACCCAGCAAAGGACUCAACAGGAUGAAGCUGCUCAUUGUCAUCUCCGCUCUGGUGGCCUGCGUCUCCGCCGGCGUGGUGCGAUCCUCUGGAUGGGGAUCCUCCAAUCCUUGGGGCGGCAGCAGCAGCAGUGGCUGGAACAGCGGAUGGUCCUCCUCCCAGCCGCAGGUCAUCAAGGUUAUCAAGAUAGGAGGCGGCGGCGGCGGCGGCUGGGGCAACUCUGGAGGAUGGGGCGGUAACUCAGGUGGAUGGGGCGGCAGCUCUGGAGGAUGGGGAGGUAGCUCCGGAGUCUGGGGUGGCAAUUCCGGCGGCUGGGGCGGCAGCUCUGGUGGAUGGGGCGGCAACUCCGGCUGGAGCAGCGGCAAUUCUGGCUGGAACAACGGCUGGGGCAGUUCGGGCUCCAACAGCGGCUGGUGGUGAAAGGACUACUCCUCCCGAAAGGACACUUCUCCCUCGCCCACCUCUGGCCACCCUGCCCCCUCUGGUUCGCACAACACCGCCCACCCUCCCCUGGAAUUGUAACAUAAAUACUUAACAUAAA
Messenger RNA from Drosophila bipectinata, 579 nucleotides. RefSeq lists its product as uncharacterized. The record is from RefSeq and is a predicted model, not a curated record. Lineage: Eukaryota; Metazoa; Arthropoda; Insecta; Diptera; Drosophilidae.